This is a messenger RNA of Cyclopterus lumpus (lumpfish), 4937 nucleotides long. RefSeq names its product ubiquitin specific peptidase 42 (gene usp42). Gene Ontology annotation, molecular function: cysteine-type endopeptidase activity; cysteine-type deubiquitinase activity. NCBI's taxonomy places the organism in Eukaryota, Metazoa, Chordata, Actinopteri, Perciformes, Cyclopteridae. The coding region runs from base 125 to 3772 and encodes 1215 amino acids. The record is from RefSeq and is a predicted model, not a curated record. Gene Ontology annotation, cellular component: cytosol; nucleus. Gene Ontology annotation, biological process: regulation of apoptotic process; protein deubiquitination. The transcript is spliced from 18 exons.
GGAACCCGGAUGUACCCGUGGGGCAAUUAGCUACGUCAUUGUUCACCGCCGGACACCCGCUGGAAAUAAGGAAUGGAUUUACAACCACUAUUAACGUAUUCAUAACAGAUUCCAGCAAUGAACAAUGACCAUAGUUGACAGAUCUUCAGAAAAGUCUGACCACGAGUCAGUCGGGUGUAAGCGAUCUCCCUUCACCAGUGGAGACGUGGGGAUGGACGGUAGCUGUUCCAGCAGCUGGGCGAUGGGUCCCACCGUGCCCAGCGACUCUCCACGGCUGAAGGCUGCAGGAGGCUGCCUGGGCCCAACGCCUGGAGCUGCAGUCUACAACAGCACACCCUCCUCUGUGGACCGGUCCAAGGAGCAAGUGAUGAGCAGUGGUGAUGGCAUUGACUCGCCCCAGAAGGUCCUCUUUCCUCCAGAGCGGCUCAACCUAAAGUGGACUCAGGUUCACCGCAUUGGGGCAGGCCUGCAGAACAUGGGGAACACCUGCUUUCUCAACUCAGCCCUGCAGUGUCUCACCUACACACCUCCAUUUGCCAACUAUCUGCUGACACGGGAACACUCCAAAACAUGUCAUGAGCCGGGUUUCUGUAUGAUGUGCACAAUGCAAAACCACAUCAUUCAGGUCUUUGCAAACUCUGGAAAUGUCAUUAAGCCCAUUGGUGUGCUCAAUGAGCUCAAAAGGAUUGCAAAGCACUUCCGCUAUGGAAGCCAGGAGGAUGCCCAUGAGUUCCUGCGGUACACAGUGGAUGCUAUGCAAAAGUCCUGCUUACCUGGAGCCAAAUUGGACAGGCAAACGCAGGCAACCACUUACAUUCAUCAAGUGUUUGGCGGGUACCUAAGGUCCAGAGUUAAAUGUUUAAACUGCAAAGCAGUCUCUGAUACAUUUGACCCUUUUCUAGAUAUAACUCUGGAAAUUAAGACAACUCCUAGUGUCUCCAAGGCUCUGGAGCAGUUUGUUAAGCCAGAGCAGCUGGAUGGAGAAAAUGCCUACAAAUGCACCAAGUGUAAAAAAAUGGUCACGGCCUCGAAGAGAUUUACCAUCCACCGCAGUUCAAAUGUGCUCACCUUCUCACUCAAACGCUUUGCAAACUUUAGUGGAGGCAAAAUCACAAAGGAUGUAAAAUAUCCAGAGUUCCUGGACUUGCGGCCCUUUAUGUCUCAGUCUCAAGGAGAGCCCCAGGUCUACGGGCUGUACGCUGUGCUGGUCCACUCUGGAUUCAGCUGCCAUGCUGGACACUACUUCUGCUAUAUUAAGGCAAGCAAUGGGCAGUGGUAUCAGAUGAACGACUCCUCUGUGUCCGUCAGUGACAUCAGGUCUGUCCUCAACCAGCAGGCCUACGUCCUUUUCUACAUCAAGUCCAGUGAUGGGAAGAAAGCAGGGGACUACAGCCACAUGAGCCAUAACCCAAGCAUCCCUGGUCAGUCGUCUCCACGACCGGUGGUGAUACCACGCAUCAACACCACCGUCCACCACAACAACAACAACAUUGGCUUCAUAGGUCCACAGCUGCCACCACACAUGACCAAGCGCAAUCUCCACGUUAAUGGGAAUGGAUCUCUAAGGGACUAUCCCAACAACUCCAAGCCCAGCACCAGCAGCAGUGUUGUGGAAAAACCUAGCCAUGGACUGGCUUCUUCCUCUUCUUCCAUCUCCCACUCCAUCAGUCGACCCACGAUGAUCCCAGACCACGACAAGCGGCAGAAGCUUUCCUUCUUCAUUGGACAAGGCAAACCGAACCGUCCGUCCUCCUCCUGCUCUUACAGCCAGCCGCCCUCUGCCAGCAGCUGCUCCUCCUCCUCCAGCUCCAGCUCUUUAUCCUCCUCACAGUCUACCUCAGACGUUCGCUUUGUUCCACGUCAGCUUAACCACGGUAACGGCAUGUCUCGCAGUAACGGGGAUCACCACACGGGAGGGAAUGGAGCGUCGUUCUUGGUGCCGUACGGCCAAGAGUCUUCAGAGGAAUCGGACCAGGAGAACUGUGGCACUUUGGAGAAGGGCUUUUUGGCCAAGUCUCACUUUAAUGGAAACAAGAGAACGGGAGAAAUCUUUGAUCAUUCUACUCAAGCCACCAACGGACAGUCAGGAGUGCACCACAAUGGUAAUGGAUUAAAUGGACCAACCAACGGUAUCUCUGAACCCAGUCAAAACGGGCACCAUUAUGAACACCACAAAGUGAACGGACACAACACCCCCGAUAAAGUCUCUGGCAGUAAUCAUGGAAGUUCAUCCUCUGUGACUACUGUUGCUGCUAAUGGACUAGACAGUGACCAAAGUCAAACAAGCAAAGAGGCACAUAGUUCCGCCUCGUCCCAGGCCAGUUCUUCUCAGAGCAUCCACCCUGCUGCCAGUGAAAGCCAGAACCUCUCCGCUCCUGACACAAGGGCUAAGGAUGUGUCUGAACCGCUCCCUCAGCAUACAGCAUCCUCCACUGUCAGCUCUCCACCCUCAGCUGCUGCUACAAAGACCCAUUCUGUCUCAUCGAAAGAAUCUGCUUCCUCUUCUGCUCGGCAUUGUAACCCUACUGCCUUAUCCAUCCCGCCAGACUGCUCCCAAAACAUCAAUGGGGCCUCUGCAGCUCCAGAGAAAGUUAGCAGAGGUGGGGAGGAAGCCAGAGAUGCACCACAGACCAGUGAUCUGUCAGCAGAAACUGAAGGACGCACAGAUUCUAAGGAGCAAGACCAGUCUAAGCCCAGUUCUAGAGGCAAUGAAGUACACACAUACCCAGACAGGGAGAGAGACAGACUGCACUCUGACUGCAGCAGAGAAAAAGAGCGACACUACAGGGACAGGAGUCAGGAGCGAGAAAGUGGUGGUGAUCGGCAUCGUCACAGACGGGACUCCAGAGAUCCCCACCACCAUCAGCGCCCGUACAAGGAUCGUUUUCCUCCUCACAAUCGUUCCUUCAGGGACUGGGAGCCUGAGCAUCGCUGGGAGCGGACCCUCCACCACCCUAGGGAGCGUGAUCGUGACAGGUGCUCUAACCAUUACCACCACUAUCACAACCGCCGCUACAGAGAUGACUGGGACCGUGAGCGGAGGGGACACGGCUAUCCCUACAGCGAGAAGUCUCAUGGCCGAGGGAGGUGGCAGCCAGACACUCGAGAAUCCCGGGUGAUGAAGGACAAGAGCAAUGGCAGGGAGAGGGACUAUUAUCCGUCAAAAGAGGAUAAUUCCUCGCCUGCCACAGAGCCGGAGACCUCCACAAAGUCCAAGGGCUCGUCCCCUCAGGCUCGUCUCUCCUCGUCUGAGUCAGCUCUAAAAGGGGAGGAUCAGAAUCACAAAAGGACGACUGACCCUCUGAGCAAGCAGAGGGAUGACAGCUCUGAGGCCCGCCGCUCUCGAAAACACAAAAAGAGCAAGAAAAAGAAGAAGUCAAAGGAUAAAGACCGGCACCGUGAGAGCGGAAGCUCCGAAGUGGAUUCAGACGGAGCCAAUGAAACAAAAAAGAAGAAGAAAAAGAGGAGACAGCGGGACAGCGAGCAGCCGAGCCCAGGAGCAGGGCGGAGCCACAAGAGCAGAAGCAGCGAGAAGGAAAGCCGCAAGCGACGCUAUGACGACGUCAAGGAGGCGAAACGUGACAAUGCUUCUUUGCCAGAGAAGCGAAGGUGCUCCGACUACGCUGAUGGCAGCAGAGAACAUCUACCCUCCUCCAACCACACCUCACCCACAAACGGUUCAACUCACCACCAUCUCAACGGAUACAAAGGAAAUGGUUAUGGCCAAAUCAAUGGUGACUCCCAUGGAUUCUCCAGUGGCUUGAAACACUGACUCUACGCAUCAACACCAUUUUAGCAACAGCAGAGGAAUGACAGCUAAGACUUUCUUUUGACGUGGUGCUUCUUCCUUGGGAGCAUAUUGUAUUUUUACCACAACAAAAGUGUUUUAACUGUUCAGAAAUCUUUUUUUAAGGCAGAUUUAUUUGCCGUAAUUCUUCUAACUAUUGGAAGGAGGGAAAAAAACGGUCACCCGAUGAAAAAUAUUAAUAUAUACUUGUAUGAACACAAACAAAUCCUGGAGCUUAAACAUGUCAACUGCUGCUCAGUGGAUCUCAGGACUUGUUCACAUCCAUCGCGGAUAUCCACCUGCUUCAUGAGAGUGGAACUAAAGGGAAACGUGUUGCCGAGGAGACGAAGGUACCGGCUGCAGGUUUAAGAUGUCACCAUAUCUACACAGCUGCAAUGUCUGAGUUUCUUUUUUUUCAAUCCCACUGGGAGAGGACACACUUAUGGAGGGAGAUGUUAAUGAAUGAGACAGAGGAGCGCAGUGGAGGCUUCGCUGACUGACCCGCCACAUUCUGGACAGACUUGAGGACAUUUCCCAGCUUUUAAUUUGGUUUAUAUUGUUGCUCUGAAGCCUAAGAUUCACCCUGUAAUUUUUUUUAAACUUUUUUCACAGAUAGUUUUUUUUUUUCUCUGGAUCAUGCCUCUCAUUCUUUUUUUAAUUUUAUUUUUAAACAUUUAAAAACAAAAACAAAAAGCAUCGAUGUGUUAUCAUGGCUGUGGACCAUUUGUGUUUGCUUUUUAAUGAAAAAUACAGUUUGUGUCUUCUAGCGUCAUAAAAAUACUGUGAAUUUAAUUUUCAACUGUACUAUCAGUUACUUUUAUAUGUAAAAAUCCUGUAUCAGGGUUAUCAGUAGAUGUUUUGCUUUGUUUUUAAAAACAUUCAUGUUCAAUUUGACCAUAUUUUCUGGACAAAAGUUGGGAAUGAGUAUGGCUUUCCUUUCCCCCCAAAUUUAGACAGUAGUUGAACAACUGCUGUUAUACCUUUUUUAGUUUAGCAUGUCAGAAUUUAUACAUUGUAUAAGGUAAAAAGCCUUAAAAUACAUUUGUUAAUGUCAGAAAUUGUAAAUUGUUUUUCGUCUUUGACUUUGUUUACAAGCUGUGUUGAAAUGAAUGAAACAUGUUGAUUGAGAUGACUGACGAGUUGUCAGGGA